AUGCCAACUUUGGAUAUGAUUGAUACUCAGCUUCAGAACCAUGCUCUUUUAGAAAUUCAAGGCCUCUUGCUACAAAAUGGCCAGCCCCUACUAAACUUCAGUGGAAUGCCCACACCAGAUCCCCAACUUUUGAAGCAAUGUAGUGAUAAACUUAUAAGUCAAGAGUUAAACUUCAAUAGGGAGGAAUUACGAAAAGAUCAUGAGAUAUAUUUUCAAGGACUGAACAUUCAACAACGAGAUGUAUAUAAUGCCGUUAUUGACUCUGUAUACAACAGAAGUGGGGGACUAUACCUUUUGUAUGGUCAUGGAGGGACUGGUAAAACUUAUGUGUGGAAAUCAAUUUGCACAAAACUUCAUUCUGAAGGAAAAAUAGUCCUUCCAGUCCAAUCCUCUGGAAUAGAAUCAAUACUACUACCCCAUGGUAGAACUGCUCAUUCUCGAUUUAAAAUACCAAUCAUAUUGAAUGAACAUUCAACAUGUGGAAUUAAACAAGGAACUCCAGAGGCAAAUCUCAUUAAACAGACAGAUCUUAUUAUAUGGGAUGAGCCUCUAAUUAUGCACAAAUUUACAUUUGAAGCAGUUGACAGAAAGCUAAGAGAUAUUGUGGGAAUCCAAUGUUGA
Molecule: messenger RNA, 621 nt
Organism: Asparagus officinalis (garden asparagus)
Lineage: Eukaryota; Viridiplantae; Streptophyta; Magnoliopsida; Asparagales; Asparagaceae
Exons: 1
Coding region: 1-621 (206 amino acids)
Biological process (GO): telomere maintenance; DNA repair
Molecular function (GO): DNA helicase activity
Source: RefSeq, a predicted model, not a curated record